Molecule: messenger RNA, 2625 nt
Organism: Diuraphis noxia (Russian wheat aphid)
Lineage: Eukaryota; Metazoa; Arthropoda; Insecta; Hemiptera; Aphididae
Cellular component (GO): extracellular region
Molecular function (GO): chitin binding
Source: RefSeq, a predicted model, not a curated record
AUAUUUGUACGUGUUUCAGAUACUAYAUAUUGAUAAUUGAAAUAUAUACAUCAUGUUUUUCAAUAAUAUGAUGAUGGCCAUCAAGAUUUGGACAUUUCUCACGAUGUUCACCUGUGUGGUGUACGGUCAGAGAAAACCACCAAAUUACCAACAAAAUGAAAUGCCRCCRACCAGUUUCAGCUGCAAGGAUAAAAUCGUGGGAGGAUACUACGCGGAUCCCGAAACGUCUUGUCAAAUGUUCCACGUCUGUGUGAACGUUGUUGGAACCGGGGUGAACGUUUACGUAGGUUUUAGCGGAGCUCCAGCCACAUCAGGCAAAGCCACACCAAUACCAUUGGGCCCAUCCAGCGCAUCACCGAACGUAGCAGCCCGACCACAAUCCAGUCCUAGAAGACCUUCACUCUCCGCUCCCGUUAACAACGCAGUGUCGGAGAACGAUGAUGAUUUCUACUUGCAGAGGAGCGAUGUCUCUGACAGUCAGCUCCAGCAYGACCUUUUGCGGGGCAGCAGCUCGGGAAAUUUCUUCAGCAACAAGAACAGAGGCGUCGAGAACCCAGACGACUACGAUGAWGGUCGGGUGAUUACUUCAUCUAAAGAUGUGCCAAAGAAAAACACUAAAGCACCAUUCAGAAAACUAUUAACAGGCAAGAAACCCGUUUCCGAAUCUGCCACGAGUGCUCCGAGCACUGCCUACGGCACCACUGGCACCACCGCCGCCGCUGCUACAAUCACAAGCACAGUCAGGCAGCCCAAUUACAAGCCAACCACGUACCGGAGCAAAGACCGCGGCCGUGUGAACUACAAGACGUACUUAGACAAACAAACCAAAGCUGAUGAAUAUGACAGUCAAAAAGUAGCAAAGCCCGCCACCACCAUCCAAUCCACGACGUUCGCUCCAUCAACCGGUAAUACGUACCGUUCACAACCUACUGUGACYGCAACUGCCAUCGACAACACAUAUCAGACCACGCAGKUGUCCAAUGUUGUACAGCAAAAUAAUCAGCCAAAAAACAACGAUUUCCUACGAAUUACACCAUCAAGAAAUAAUAACAACAUCGGUGGUGGUUUCCAAUCAGCCCGGAUUAACGUGGCGCCUCCUACUAACUUCCAGACGAAUAACGGGUUCCGUCAGACGAACGACCAGCCUCAGAMUUUCCAGCAAAAUGCCAUCAACUACAACCAAGGUUUCCAGUCGGAUAAAACUACUUACUCCACAACCACGCAAAACUUGAACCCAGCAAAUUUCCAGUCAGACAAAAUCUUUACGACGACACAAAAAUACAUACAGAACCCAUCAACAAACACCUUCCAGUCAUUCCAGCAACCCAAUAAUUUCCAGCAACCCAACAACUUUCAGCAACCCAACAAUUUCCAGCAACCCAACACUUUCCAGCAACCCAACACUUUCCAACCAGCUAACAAUUUCCAAACCGUGACUCCCACUACGCAAAAAUACAACUCAUAUCAGCCUUCGUCACCGAUCGCAUACCAACAGUCCACAAAUGUGUUCCAGUCGUCGACACCAAACAACGCGGGCAACUCGUUCCAACAGUCGUCCCAGCAACCACUGUUCCAGUCCACCACCGAGCACUUUUCUAAAGACUUCAAAGCCAAGUUUGACCCAUACAACAGCUACCACCAGAGCACAAAUGAGGAAGCUGGUGAGACACUGAAGACGGCGCAUAGUACGAACCUGAGGCCGAGCGAACUUAAUGCACUCAUCCAACCAAGGCCCAAGUCGAUAAACGCCACGCUGUCCGUCGGGUUUAGUUUCAACAAGGUGGACGGGGGAGUGGCCAAGUCCACCGUCGUUGUACCUGCACCGACCACGCAAAAGCCAAGGCCUUUCACCACGCAACAGCCUCCUUCGACGACGCAAUUUGUCACCGCCAGCUCAACCACGGCUUUCGUGAGCGCUGGGCCGAGCGGUAGUGCCAAAAAGGCCGUCACCAAAGACAAGGACUCGUCAUAUGAUUAUGCGUACUACGACGACAGCAACCAUAACGAUUACACCGACGUGGUGCACGAAGAAUUUUCUAGAAUUCGCAACUAGAAAAUGUUUAAGUAAAUACUUAAAUACCCCUCCCCCCCACAAACUUUCAAAAGCCUUUAAAUUGUAAGUUUUUGUAAAUAAAUCGUAGGUUUACGUCUAAAAUAUAUAAUAUUAUAAAAUUUAAUAAAAAAUACGUUAUAAUGGUAUAUUAUAUUCUUUGGCCACGUGAAGCAAAUUCUUCAGUGCCAAUCAGUUCGACAACGAUAUGUUGGUCAAACGUAGGUUUGAACAGACUUGAGGUUCGCCCAAACACCUUCUAUAUGAACCCGAGUAAGCGCUUCCAAAAUAUUCGUCCCCCUCUUCCCACAAGAACUCAUUAAGCUCUUGGUUAUCAUUCAGGUGAAAAUUCUAAUACACGCUUAGCAGAAUCCGGCUGGUAUGAUUGUAUAACCAGAUGGUUCACCGAGUUUAGUUAUUCGUGAACAAUCGAAAUAUAUACAAAACUGGCGGUAMAAUUUGCAGUGUGCAAAAAACGUUAAUUUUUUUUAAAUGACUGUUAAUUUAUAUUAUUGAAUUAUCGAUGCAAUAUUAUUUUUAUUGUAUUUCUCUUAGCCACAAGUGAACAAAAAAUA